AUGGCCGGAGGACUAUCGGAGGGGCAGCUUCGUGCCAUUGUCAUUAUUGAGCGUGUAUGUUCGUCAAUAUCGAUGGCAGGAUGCAUCUUCACCAUUUCCACGUUUUGCUUCUCGAAAUACUUUAGCAAAUCCAUCAACAGGCUCGUUUUUUACGCCUCUUUUGGCAAUCUCAUAACGAACAUUGGCACCAUGAUUUCUCGCUCUUACAUCGACUCACCAAACUCAGCAGGUUGCCAAGCGCAGGCGUUCUUAAUUCAGACCUUCAUGCCAGCCGAUGUAUAUUGGACGUUGGCCAUGGCCGUCAACGUCUAUCUGACCUUUUAUCACAAAUAUGACGCCAGAGCUUUGCGAAGGAUCGAGCCCAUCUAUUUGCUAUGCUGCUACGGCCUCCCAUUCAUACCUGCAUUCGUCUUCUUUUUCAUAAAAGACCGAGGGGGAACUCGAGUCUAUGGACCCGCAACUUCGUGGUGCUGGAUAUCGAGCGAAUGGGACGUCCUUCGUGUCGCGGCCUUUUAUGCGAUUGUGUGGGUGUGUAUCGUAACCACGAUGGCCAUCUAUAUCGGAGCUGGCCGUACUAUAUACAAAGUACGAAAGCAGGUUUACGUCUUUCAGUCGUCGGACCUGGAUCCUAUAUCAAUCGACGAGGUUACCACGUCUCACCAAUCAACCGAUGCAACUCUGACAAUGGACUCCAUGUCAGGGAUGGAACCAGCCAAGUUUGGCCAGAAUAUUAGUAGCCCACCCAGCUAUGGAGGUGGCUCAAGCUCAGAAACAGCAACAGCAACAGCAACAAGGCCUCAAUCAGUUCACCUGGCUACCGAUCUUUCCAAUAGGUCGAACCAGUCUAAUGGGUCGCAAUCAACAUACUACUAUGCAUCAUCACCUCCUCAUAGAGGCUCAAACCCACCCCGAACCGGCGGCCACAACAACGUAGCAUCGCGAGCCUUCCGCUCUAUUCGCCGGCGAAAUCACGAGCGAGACAACGCCGCUUGGUCUUAUACCAAAUGUGCUCUCCUAUUCUUCACGGCAAUGCUUGUCACAUGGAUACCGUCCAGCGCAAAUCGCCUGUACUCUCUCACGCACCACAGAGAAGUCUCCGUACCGCUAGAGUUUAUGAGCGUUUUAGUGCUUCCUCUGCAGGGAUUUUGGAAUUGUCUUGUUUAUAUUACAAUAUCGUGGACGGCGUGCAAGAACCUGUUUCACGAUAUGUGGCUUGCUGUGCGAUCAGCCGCUAUUAGCCGCAUGGAUCGUAUCCGUGGGAGAAAGUCCAGUUCCGAUAAUCAAGCAGAAAGUCCAGAGCACUCAGUCUGA
This is a messenger RNA of Trichoderma gamsii, 1311 nucleotides long. RefSeq names its product G-protein coupled receptor. Gene Ontology annotation, molecular function: G protein-coupled receptor activity. The record is from RefSeq and is a predicted model, not a curated record. Gene Ontology annotation, biological process: cell surface receptor signaling pathway; adenylate cyclase-activating G protein-coupled receptor signaling pathway. Gene Ontology annotation, cellular component: plasma membrane. The transcript has 3 exons. NCBI's taxonomy places the organism in Eukaryota, Fungi, Ascomycota, Sordariomycetes, Hypocreales, Hypocreaceae. Bases 1 to 1311 code for a protein of 436 amino acids.